AUGCAUUGAGAUGGGAUAACGAAUUGUGGCGCUAUUGUAAACUUCGGCGUUUGGUCGUUCAUUCAAUUUCAAAGGGAGAGAAGAGAGAGAAUAAUGGCCUCUUGUGCAUCUUCGUCUUGGCUUGUGCUCUCAUCCACCAACGCUAAACACAAACCCAGCUGCUUCAAAUUCAAUGCUCCCAUCGCUUCACAAAUCCAAUGGCAUUCAGAGUCGUAUACCCAAAGAAACCUCCGUCACCCUCCCGAAAUUAAACGCCAUUGGGUGGAAGCAUCUGAUGAAUCUUUAGAUUCUCCGGAAAGAUUCACAGUGGCCUCUUACAACAUACUGGGGGAUAGGAAUGUUUCUCAACACUCGGAUUUAUACGUAAACGUUCCUUCUCGUUACAUCAAAUGGGAUCGUCGCAAGAGGGUUAUUUCUGAUGAGCUUCUUGGAUGGGACCCUGAUAUUAUCUGCUUACAAGAGGUGGAUAAGUAUUUGGAACUUUCAGACAUUAUGGUUAAAGCAGGAUAUGCUGGAUCUUAUCAGAGACGCACGGGAGAUUCAGUUGACGGAUGUGCCAUGUUCUGGAAAACUGAUAAGUUCCGGUUACUAGAAGGAGAGAACAUCAAAUUUAAGGACAUUGGCCUUCGUGAUAAUGUUGCCCAACUAUCAGUUUUUGAGAUGUGUGAAUCUUACUCAAGAAGACUGUUAGUUGGUAACAUCCAUGUACUUUACAACCCAAACAAGGGAGAAGUUAAAUUAGGUCAAAUUCGUUUUCUCUCGUCAAGAGCACAUUAUCUCUCUGAGAAAUGGGGUAAUACCCCUGUUGUGCUAGCUGGUGAUUUUAAUAGUACUCCUCAGAGUGGAAUAUAUAAGUUUUUGUCAUCAUCUGAGCUUAAUGUCAAGCUGUAUGACAAAAAGGAAUUAUCUGGACAGAAACGGUGUCGUCCUGCUCAAGUAAUAGGGGAGAAUAAAGAAACAGUUGGUCCAGUUGUCACCCUAGACGGCUUGUUAAAAUGUUGGACAGAUGAAGAGAUAAAAAUAGCCACCGGAGAUUCUCAGCAUCAUUUGGCUGUGCAUCCAUUGAAGCUGAAAAGUUCGUAUGCCACAGUUAAUGGUUCAAAAAGUACACGGGGAUUCAAUGGUGAACCGUUGGCAACUUCCUAUCACUCAAAGUUUCUUGGCUCUGUAGAUUACUUAUGGUACUCGGACGGUAUUGUACCUAUAAGAGUUCUUGAUACCGUUUCAAUAAGUGAUCUCCUGAGGGCAGGUGGCCUCCCAUGCAAGGUGGGAAGUGAUCAUUUGGCCUUGGUUUCUGAAUUUACUUUCUCAGUUACAAACAAUGAACCUACAGACAAAGUGGCAGUAGGAGCAGCAGCACCAGCUAUAGUAGAUAUUGAAGAGCCUAACAAUCAGCAGUCAUAAAAUAGCUCAGCGUUUUUGUUGGGAAACUGGUUUUUGCUUUCCUUGUUUACUUACAGUUUACAUUGAAUGAUUUACCUAGCUUAGCUCAAAUUUGUUGAAAUAGGUUGUAAUUUAUAAUGUUUGAAUUUCAAGUUCUUGGAAGAAUUUCUUAUGUACCAUAAGAACCUGAAGUUUAUAAGCGCAACGAAAAAUCUUAAUACAAAUUGAAUUAUUGGUGAAAGUGAACAUAAUCAUUAAA
Molecule: messenger RNA, 1642 nt
Organism: Vigna angularis (adzuki bean)
Lineage: Eukaryota; Viridiplantae; Streptophyta; Magnoliopsida; Fabales; Fabaceae
Product: carbon catabolite repressor protein 4 homolog 3
Exons: 12
Coding region: 94-1404 (436 amino acids)
Molecular function (GO): 3'-5'-RNA exonuclease activity
Source: RefSeq, a predicted model, not a curated record